CACAACCAGGAUAACCCUUCCCUUCCACACUGCAGAGAUGAGCCCUCAGACACACAAUGGCUUCUUUCACCUUUGCCUGGGAUAAGAGAGAAGUUACACUCUUAGGUCUUUUUUGUAGCCAAAUCCAGUGUGCGUAAUGAAAAGAGCUUUGCAAUGGCUGAUAAACAGAGACAGACCUCCGCUGAACUGUUGAAUGCACAGUCAGAAGGGCAUAGAAGAUCCGAUUUGGUCUUUGGGUUCAUCCUUCAAGGGCUUAAAUAACCAUUUCGGUGCAUAUGGGAUAGUAUUUCCCAUUUAAGAUUUCCACUGAAGGGCGAUACAGUCUGCCAUCUAAUAAAUGUUUCUAAAUCAAUGAUUGUGAGAAAUAAACGCCUCUUUUGUUAGAGCAAACAGCCAUUUUGAUCAAAUUAAACAUAACUUUAGUUCACACAAUUGAGUGUUUUUUGGUCAGCGGUCAGUAAGAGUUCAUUUUUGGAUUUUUCAGAAAAUCCUCAGAGCGCCAUAACAGUAACUCAACAGUUGUGCUUUUGUUAGCAUGGACAACAUAAUAAGCACUACUAGAGGUCGCCUCCAUCACCCAGAAUGAAUAAUUUCCUCCUAUAUUUAGCUUUACGAUAUCUUAUCGACUCAAAUUAGAGGAGCGACCGGGUUCACGACAGUUAGUUUUUGAGACCAGAUACAAGACAAUGUUGUCUAGUGAGACUGAUCCAGAGACGGGCCCCUGGGUCAUUUGGUAACCGCACAGAACAAGCAGUAUUUGUCUCGGACCCCCUGAAGCAGAAGUGGCAGAAGAGGGAAGUCUGGGAUUGGCCGCUUCACGCAAACAGAACUGGGCGGUCCCAGCGAAUGAGGGAUAUAGGCGAAAGAUCUCGGCCCUGUGGUGAUCAAACCUGUCAGAUCAGUGAUCUCUCUGUUUGAGGUGAUUACUACGACCUGCAGUAAAAAGGAAAGGCCUGGCCUUAGUGCUAAUUAGGUCACUGAGAUCCUCCUGCUUGCUUAUAAAGACCGGACAGGGACAAGAGAGGACAGUCACUCGGCUUCCUCUCCACAGCUUGGGAUCCUACUUUAGUGGACGUACUGGGAUUGAGAAUGCCACAUUUAACUGACUGUAGUUUCUACAAGAUGAGAGACGGAGCUCGAGUUUCCAAUGUUCAAAAUCACCUGGAGAACUCCAAGUACCACCUCCACCAGACUCAGGCCCAGCAGGUCAAGCAGUACCUAACUUUGGGCAGCAAGCUUGCUAGCCAGUCCCACCCGGUCGCCCAUCCUCACCCGGGCCAGACCCUGGGAACGGUACCCAUCAUGCGCAACGGACACAUGCCGCCCGUGAGUGACAGCAGCUUGCCAGAAAGCCCUGUCACCCUGCUCACGCUGGCCAACCAUCACGACAGCGAGUUUCCAAUGGAUGAAGUUAUUGAUGAUCUUAUUAGCCUUGAAAGCGGGUUCAAAGAUGGGGGUUUGGAUUGUAUGGAGCCAGGCAUCAUAAUGCAAAGUAAUGUGUCCCUGAAUAACAGCAUGCUGGAGAUGUACGGCGGUGACCAAGGUAUGACCGCCCCUCACGGUGGACUGACACCCUCAUUGCCCACAAAGCUCUCAGUUAAAAUGGAGGUCACAGAACUUGACACCAGAGUUAUGGCCAAAGAAAGACAGAAAAAAGACAACCACAAUCUAAUUGAAAGACGACGGCGAUACAACAUCAACCACAGGAUCAAGGAGCUCGGAACGCUGAUACCGAAGUCAAACGACCCUGAUAUGCGCUGGAACAAAGGGACGAUCCUCAAGGCCUCGGUGGAAUACAUUAAGUGGCUGCAGAAAGAGCAGCAGCACGCCCGUGAUCUCGAGAGCCGACAGAAGAAACUAGAACAGGCCAACAGAAGACUCCUGCUACGAAUCCAGGAGCUGGAAAUCCAGGCUCGUGCUCACGGUUUGCCCAGUGUGUCUGCUUCAAUGGGAGCUGCUGAACUUUCAUCUCAUCUCCUAAAGCAACAACAGCAGCUGGUAACACCGGCCACUUCGAGCACCCAGGCGGGCCAGCCACCCGUCUACCCUCAGGAGGACAUGAGCAACCCAGAAUACACCCUGCGGACAUCCUUACCUGCGGCUAUGGUUGCGGGGAACGCCGGAGAACAGACCGACGGCUCCAACACCUACUCCGAUCCUCUCUCCCACUUCACAGACUUCUUCUGCAGCACCUUGAAGGAAGAGCACCGGCUGGACAAGAUCCUGAUGGACGACCCUCUCUCGCCUUUCGGGACUGACCCGCUCCUCUCCGCCGGAUCGCCCACCGCGUCCAAAGGGAGCAGCUGCCAGAGCAGCUUCAGCUCAGAGGAAGCAGACGAGCUCUGACCGUCCAGAUGCUGACCUGUAACACUUUGUAACUGACCUCCCGUUUCAAAGACGACGAGAAUCUUACUCCAAUGUUGAGUCAGACACUUAAAAAAAGGGAGAUUGACUGAUUGGUCCACUGACACUGACCUAAAAGUCUAUACAGCAAUAACUCCGGUUCAUCUAUGAUGACUGGAUCACAAAAUGUAUAUUUCUGAAACAUAAUGACAUUGUUGACACGGACUACUUUCGAGAGAGAUCUUUUUGUGCCUUAUUCAGAGCAGAAGAGAUCAGACCAGAAGCAAUGCAGUCACUAUUAUGCUAUGCAAGAAACCCUAAUGCAUCUUUCUAUGUUUCAUACACACUGUAUUUUUCCAGAAACAUACUGUUCAUGUAUUUAUGGUUUAAUCCCUGUAUUCUUAAAAAAAAAUGUUUCUUAAUCUAACAUGUUCCUUUUUAUAUAUAACUCCAGGGGUGUGGGGAAACACAAUAAACCCCUUUUUCAUAAACUGAA
Molecule: messenger RNA, 2839 nt
Organism: Carassius gibelio (silver crucian carp)
Lineage: Eukaryota; Metazoa; Chordata; Actinopteri; Cypriniformes; Cyprinidae
Product: transcription factor EC
Exons: 8
Coding region: 1090-2346 (418 amino acids)
Biological process (GO): regulation of transcription by RNA polymerase II
Cellular component (GO): nucleus
Molecular function (GO): RNA polymerase II cis-regulatory region sequence-specific DNA binding; DNA-binding transcription factor activity, RNA polymerase II-specific; protein dimerization activity
Source: RefSeq, a predicted model, not a curated record